Molecule: messenger RNA, 450 nt
Organism: Aspergillus fumigatus Af293
Lineage: Eukaryota; Fungi; Ascomycota; Eurotiomycetes; Eurotiales; Aspergillaceae
Product: putative arsenate reductase ArsC
Source: RefSeq, a predicted model, not a curated record
AUGACAACCCCCACGACCACCAAGCAAUCCGAAAGAGACAUCAUGGCCGACAAGCCUAGUGUUUUGUUCGUUUGCGUCCAUAAUGCCGGCCGCUCUCAAAUGGCCGCUGGGUUCCUUACUCACCUCGCAGGUGAUGCUAUUGAGGUUCGCUCCGCUGGCUCGGCCCCUGCCAUCUCCAUCAACCCCGUCGUUGUUGAAGCCAUGCGUGAAGAGGGCAUUGACAUCUCCGGCCAAAAACCAAAAAUCCUAAGCACCGAUGCUUUGCGGGCCAGCGACGUUGUCAUCACCAUGGGUUGCGGCGACUCUUGCCCCUUCUUCCCAGGAAAGCGCUACCUCGAUUGGGAACUCGACGAUCCUGCCGGGCAAAGCCUUGAUGCUAUACGCCCUAUCCGUGACGAGAUUCGUCAUCGAGUCGAGAACCUUAUCAAUGAAAUAUUACGGUUCCGCUAA